AUGGCACAAGCAGUGAUACUUCGGAUCAGGUCUGCAGGCGCAUCCCAGCGCAAUCCCCAUGCAGCAGCAGCAUGGAGAGGCAAGCAGCGGGCACACAAGCGCCGAAGCAACGGCACCUGGAUGCGAGGGUCGGGAAGAUCGCAACCUCUGCUGCGCUCCCGGAUAGGGAGCCACGGCACAAAACGACCAAAUCCCGGGCUUUCAUGCCGCCCCCAGAGGGCGAAGACACUCAUCACAGAGACUCCUCACAUCCCGAGAGCAGCUCGUAUGAACACCUGGAGAGGGACACAAUGGCAGACCAAGUAUGCAGACAUGGAAAGAGACUUACCAGGCGGCACUCUGCCCUUGACACUCAGAGGAAUAGGCUGA
Pelobates cultripes (western spadefoot toad) is the source of this 369-nucleotide messenger RNA. The record is from the annotation of a GenBank genome assembly. NCBI's taxonomy places the organism in Eukaryota, Metazoa, Chordata, Amphibia, Anura, Pelobatidae.